GCAGCGCCCCCGCAGAUGGGCUUGGGCUGGAGCAGCGCGGAGGAGCGGCGGCCCCUCCUGCCGCCGCCACCGCAGCAGCCGCGGCCGCAGCCGCGGGGACCGGCGGGGGGCCCGGCGGGGCGGCUGCCGCCGCUGUCGGGUCGUGUGUACGGUCGGCGAUGGCUGGUGCUGCUGCUGUUCUCGCUGCUGGGCUUCGCGCAGGGCCUGGUGUGGAACACUUGGGGUCCUAUCCAGAACUCGGCCCGCCUGGCCUUCGGCUUCAGCGGCUGGGACAUCGCCCUACUCGUCUUCUGGGGGCCCAUCGGCUUCGCGCCCUGCUUCUUCUUCAUGUGGCUCAUGGACAAGAAGGGUCUGAGGGUAACAGUGCUACUAACAUCAUCCCUCAUGGUAUUGGGAGCUGGCCUGAGGUGUGUUCCAGUUUCAGACGUAGAAAUUAGGAAGAAGCUGAUUCACGGAGGGCAGCUGUUGAACGGCUUGGCGGGGCCCACGGUGAUGAACGCGGCUCCCUUCCUUUCCACGACGUGGUUUUCUCCGGACGAGCGCGCCACGGCCACGGCCAUCGCCGCGCUGCUCAACUCCCUGGGCUCUGCUGCCGCCUUCCUGGUGGGACCGCUGGUGGUGCCCCCUCCCAACGGCACGGCUCACCUGGUGUCACACAGCAACACCCAGCACAUCAAGGACCGCAUCGAGGCCAUGCUCUACGCAGAAUUUGGAAUGGUUUCCCUGAUAUUUUCUGCAGCGUUGGCCUACUUCCCCUCGCGCCCUCCAUUCCCCCCCAGCGUGGCUGCAGCGAGCCAGCGGCUCAGCUACAGGAGAAGUUUUUGCAGACUCUUAAGCAAUUUCCGAUUCUUGAUGAUUGCUUUAGCCUAUGCGAUACCACUGGGUGUUUUCUCUGGCUGGUCUGGUGUUCUGGAUUUGAUAUUAACACCCAUUCAUGUAAGCCAGGUGGAUGCAGGCUGGAUUGGAUUUUGGUCUAUAGUUGGAGGUUGUGUUGUUGGCAUAGCAAUGGCAAGAUUUGCAGAUUUUAUCAGGGGCAUGCUGAAGUUCAUACUGCUGCUGCUUUUGUCUGGAGCAACAUUAGCAUCAACCUGGUUCACUCUCACCUGUCUAACUACUGUCACUCAUCUGCCUUUAACCACAGCUACACUGUACACAUCCUGCAUUUUGCUGGGUAUUUUCCUCAACAGCAGUGUACCAAUAUUCUUUGAGCUCUUUGUGGAGACAGUCUAUCCUGUUCCAGAAGGAAUAAGCUGUGGAGUCGUCACCUUUUUGAGUAAUGUGUUCAUGGGAGUCCUUUUGUUUUUCCUGACAUUUUACCAUACAGAGUUUUCCUGGUUCAACUGGUGCCUGCCGGGGUCGUGUCUGCUCAGCCUGCUCCUCAUCCUGUGCUUCCGCGAGUCCUACGACAGACUCUAUCUCGACGUCGUCGUCUCCGUGUGAUGACAGCGGACUGGUGAGGGCAUGGAAGAGACUGGAAGUCGGCUUUGCAGUCUGCACAUCUGCCUGGAUUUGCACAGCUGAACAGCAGAAAAACAAAGAAAUUUCAAGACUUAAUCAUGGCUUUAUUUAGAGAGGGUGAGGGCCGGGUCGUUCUUGCGUUCAGGACCAUCUUGAUUUGCCAUAAAUAUGGAACUGGAGCGGUGACGGUGACGCUGAAAUGCACAAAGAGAAUCUCUCUGCUGUCCAGGUCCCUGUGCCAGGGCUGGGGCUCUCUGUUGAAGAGGCUGUUGAUGUAGCAGUGAGGUGUAUGUUGUGUGUGUGCGUGUGUGCUGACUCACGGUUAGACACACCAGGGUACCAGUAAUCUUCAGAGUCUUCUAUCAGAAUAAAGAUAGGGAAUAAUCUUAACAAAAGGAAAAAAAUAAGAAAAGAAAAAUCUUUUCUUCAAGAUCUCUUUAAAAUCGCUAGUCAUUUAUAUAUUGAAUGUUCAUUAAACAGUUAAGCUAAAAUGAUUUGGUGCUUCUACACUACAUUUACAUUCUAAUAAAGUGAGUUCUGAUAUAAGACACUGGUACCAGGGUUUUUAGCCAUACUAAAUAUCCCAAAUAAUCCUUGCAGUGUUAUUAGAGGUGUUUGUUACCACCCUGGAGCACAAGUAAACAAUAGCUUUAGGUACCACUGAAUCCCAGCCUGCACCCACAGUCAUCUCUGAAAUGCCACUGUGGUUCCAUAUGGUUCUGAAUAUGGAGCAUCUGUGGUGUACUGGAGUGUCACUCUAGGUAAAUGUUGCUGUUCGAAAGGCCACCACUGUGUCACCUUUCCAUCCUCCAUCUCCAGUACUGCUUUUUUUACUGUUUGUGCCACUGAAUACUGUGGGUGUGGAUGUCUGAGUCCUGCUAGUUCUCUCCUGAUACUCUAAGGUGUGUUUGGUUUUUAGGAUUAGUUUAUGACUGAGGGUGCCUAAACAAUAUUGCUUGUAACCCAAGUCUUGAGAAAUCACUGUUUCCUAAAAAAGAACCUUUCUAGUAUAGGAGGUGCAUUGAUGGCAAAAUGACAACGAGUUUGACAAUGGGGAGUAACUCACGAGUUCUGGCAUAAUAUGGGAAAUUAAUGCCAGCUCUUUUUAUCAGUACUAAUCUGUGGUCAUUCUGGCCCUUACUUGAACAUAAGUAUUAAAGACACUUUGAAUAGUUUUUUAACUCAAUUUUUAAACCUGCUAAUGAUUUCUUAAUUACAUUCUUAGAUUUCAGUUCAGCAUCAUUUAAAAUACUUCUCUGUGUGUGUGUGUGUUCUGUGCUUUGUGUUAUGGGGGUGUGUUUGUGUGUAUGGGGUGCAUAUUUAUAUCAAUGUAUACACAAAUAAAACUUAUAUAUAUAAAAGAUACAUCUAUAUAUAUAAGUUGUGCAAGGGUAUGUGUUUCCCUAGGUUUUCUCCAGGUGAUCCUGUCUGGGGAAGGUGAUGUGCCCUUGUUUGUAACCAAGCAGUCACUGCCGUGAGUGGGAACGCGUCGUGCGGUUUGCCACAGGGAUUCUUUUCAGGGCCUGAAUGAUUCCCUGUCAUGGCAGUUCUGUGGCAGGGGGUGGGGGCACGUGUGGGAGGAGGCUCUGCAUCUCUACAAGUUGAAUCAAGCACCCUCUGCUCCUGUGUGGGGCUCUUCUUUGCCUCUGGGGUGACACCAGCAUGGUAAGCUCACUCAAAUAAACCCAGAACUACCUUUGAGACACAGAUCUGUUCCUUCUGCUUGCUCUCCUUUUGCAGAGAGAAUACAACUCUAAGACUUAACUCAGGAGUGUGUCUGUGCAGUAAAAUCAAACAACCUGUUCUCUGCUUUUAUGUUUCCAGAGCAAUUGAUGUACUUACUGUAGUAACUGAAAAUGGAUUUAGCUCAUUGCCUGUAUCAGCUCUAAAUGAUCUUUCCUGUCUUGAAACAGGCUCUUUGUGGAAGUGGAGCUAACCUGCACAGGGAAAACAAAAUCAGUCCAAACACAAGCACAUUCUGAUCCACUGGCAUCAUCCCUUACUUUUCAGAUGACUGGUGUUAACUGUCCAACUUCUUUUUACUAUGUUUAGGGCCUGGAUUAGUUUCAAUAUCCAGUAGCUGCUGCUACCUAUUGUCUUCUGAAAGCAAGGAUCGCUUGCCAGGAGUCUGGAGUUGCAUUGUCAUGGCAGAACUGUAAGCUCAGAUGGCUCUUCAGAGCUCUGUUUCUGCAAUUUACUGUAGCUAUAUAAAGAUUAAAAUUGCUCAGCUCGGGCACUGUCCUGAGUGACAGAGAUUUCUAAUCCUUUCACUGUCCUGACUAUUUUAAGAUGGAGAAGCAUUUUACAUAUAACCUAUUCUUCCUCUGUUCCAGAAGGCAUCAAACAAUUCAAAAUAUUUGUCAGUGCUUCCAGAUGCUGGCUCUCUGUAGUCAGGGGAGAAGAGCGAACCUCUUGUUUUAAACCCUGUUGAUUGUUUUUCUGAGUCAGUGUGAAUGGCUCACUGUGGCUCUGAUGCUUUGGUAGCUGUUUCUCUGCGUGGUGGGUUGACUGUGGGUGGACACCACGUGCCCACCGAAGCUGCUGUGCCAUUGCCCUCCUCAGCUGGGCAGGGUAGAGAAAAUAAAAUGGAAAGCUCAUGAGCUGGGAUAAGAACAGGGAGAGAUCACUCACCAGUUACCAUCCUGGGCAGGACAGACUCAACCUGGGGGAAGCUAGUUUAAUUUACUAGCAAUCAUAUCACAGUAAGAUAAUGAGAAAUAAAACCUUACCUUGAAAACACCUUCCCCCCAUCCCUCCCUUCUUUCCAGGCUUAACUUUACUUGUGGUUGUCUCUCCCUCCUCCCCUCAGCAGCACAAGGGGACAGGGAAUGGGGACUGUGGUCAGACUAUCACACAUCUCAUCCUCAGGAUUCCCUCACAUUCUUCCCCUGCUCCAGCAUGGGGCCCCUCCCAGGGGAGACAAUCCUCCAGGAAUUUCACCAGUGUGAGCACAGACCUUCGGGAACAAUGCUGCCAGCAAAGCUGCUCCAGCCUGGGCUCCUCUCCAUUGUGCCACAGGUCCUGCCAGGAGUCUGCUCCAGCAGGUUCCACACAGCCCCAUGGCCUCCUUUGGGCGUCCAGCUGUGCAGCACGGGGCUCUCCACAGGCUGCAGGGAAUCUCUGCUCCCCACGGGCUGCAGGGACACAGCUGCCUCAGCAUGGUCUGCAUCACAGCCUGCAGGGAAUCUCUGCUCCCCACGGGCUGCAGGGACACAGCUGCCUCACCAUGGUCUGCAUCACGGGCUGCAGGGAAUCUCUGCUCGGGUGCCUGGAGCAGCUCCUGCCCCUCCCUCCGCACUGACCUGGGUACCUGCAGAGCUUCUCUUCUCCAGGUGCACUGGCUGCUGUGCAGUAACUUCCUUUCCCUUUUUAAUCUGUUAUCCCAGAGGUGUUAUCACCGUGGCUGAUGGGUUCAGCCUCGGCCAGUGCCAGUGCUCCGUUUGGAGCUGCUGUUGGCUCUGUCACUCGUGGGGAAGCUCCCAGCUGCUUCCCACGGACACCACCCCUGCAGCCCCUUGCUGCCGAAGCCUGGCACUGCAGCGUGGUCAGAAUUGCAGCCAUCAGUGCCUCUGCACCAAAGCAGGGACCUUCUCCAGGGCUGGGCAGCGCAGCCGGGCCCCGCUGGAAACCUGCGCCGGGUUCACAGGCGCCGCUCCGCAGUCAGGGCUCAGCUCCCAGCAACUCCAGUGGGAAUCUGCCCAAGUGAAAGGCAAAGGAUUGCUCCCAAAGUGCUUGAAGUUGUGCAGGACAUGGCUGCAUUCUACACACACGGUGUUCAAAUUUAGGAUUUUAUUAGAUUAGCAAAUCUGGCUCAGAAUGGAGGGGAGGAUUUUAAAUGUGCUUGCUGAGAUCUCUGAAAAAUAUUUUAUCCCCAUCUCUGCCCCACAGCAGCGUCCUUCUGUGGAGGAUCAGUCCAUUUCAUGUCAGUAACAUAACCCAUAGAAAUAUUUUUUGGAUAAGCAUUGUCGCUUGGUCCUCCCUUGUUUGGAUUUAGCAAGAGUCCAAGCUGCCAGGCUUCCUGCACUUGGUUGGAAGUUUGAGUUUGAAGCGCUGGGAGAGCCCUUAGCAGUGCAGAUGCAGUUAGCAGUAGUGCAGAAUAAGCUCAAAACAGUUAAUGUUUUUCUGUAUAACGAAAGCUCGAAGUCUCUCCAACUUGAACCAGUCACAGCACUGGCCGCUGCGUGGCCUGUGACUCGCCAGCAGAGGAAGGCGCCCGGAAUUUCCUUCUCUCUGUGUCCUGUAAGUUCACAGCCCUGAAGAUCCUCUUCCCCAGCAGUGCUCAGCCCCUUACACAGGUAAUUGUGUUGUGGGUUGUAUUGGGAAUGCUGGGAAGGAUGCUCCAUAGUGACCCCUCUCUCCUAGUGGUUCAUUUUAAACACUCCUCAGGUUUGUUUGGCUCAGUGACGCCCUCGGUUCAGCUUCCAGUGCUGCUGGCUCUCCUUCUCCCGAGCUCUGCAAGCUCCCUUGCUGCUCAUGGGGAGGCUCAGGGCUAGAAAAUGCAGGCUCCACUUACAGCACACUGCUGUUACCCAUUAACUUCCUCUGCAAUCCUUUGUCCCUGCCUGCUCCCCUGAGCUGGAGGUGUGGAGAAGAGCUUCCUUGCUUCCGGAGCAAUUUCACAGGGAAGGCUUGGCUGACCAUGUACUUAAUGUACAUAAAAAUAGAGACUUGUUAGAAAAUCAUGCCAGUUGGAAGAAAGUGCAGACCGAAAGGAUUCUGCACAUGUUGUGAGCAGAUAAUCUGUUAGCAGCAGACUGUAAUUUACCUGAAACCUAUGAUUUUAGCUGCCACACCUAGAGAGGCCUAGCAGAUGGGCACUGUGUGUGUCAGGUAUUCAGGCUCACAGCAUCACAGUUAUUCCCAACCACCUGACAGAGCUGAAAGGAGUGGGAAUGGGACGACUUGAAUCUUGGAGGAGGUUGGAAAACCCUGGACUGUUGUGUUUGUAGUGGUAACUUGGGGAGGGAAACAGGCUGGACUGAGUAACAAGAAGUACCCAGCUCCAGGGGGCAUUUCAGUGCCAAGAUACAGCAUUGGACUGAUCAAGUGCAUAUAACAUUUGAAAUUUUGUGGUGAUGCUGGGCUUGUUCUACAGUAAACUGAGCAAGUGACUGUGUGGCCUUUCACUGCAACAUAAACAAGCUGCAUUGAUUGAUGUGCAUGUACUGGCUGUUACAAGAAAGGGAAAUGUGAUUUAGUUGUCAGGAGUGACUGAAAUAUGGAUGGGAAUCACAGUUUGCACAGUGGAUAUAACUGCUCCGUAAUGGUGUGACAGCAGGGCUCUAAUUGUUUAUUUCUUCUGUUGGGUCACUUUAAAAUUAUAAAGUAUCUCUGACAAAGGCAUUUUUAUGUUUCAUUAGUUCUGAGGAGGUUCCUUUUAUACUAAGUACGGACAUUACAAUAACUUGGCAAGACAACUGCUACAGUGGUGUGGAAACCUACACCAAUUCUGGGUACUGAUUUGGUGUUUGAUAUUGGUGCUGCCAUUCUCAGGGCUCUUAAAGCACCACACGGGCAGAGCAGGGAUGUGGGGUGUUCAAGGAGGUUGCUGUGUGUGUGAAUGCAUGGUUGUGCAAGGGCGGAUGACAACCCUACAAAACACACAAGAGCUUUGUCACCUUCUGAGAGUCCCAGCAUUCCAGCUGUGGGGAGGGAAGAGGGAAAUGCUGCCUUGCUGCUGCCUCCUUUCCAACAGAGAGGCAGCCAGGCAGCCUCCAGGCUUGCUGUUUCACAGGAGGGGAUCAUAACCAUCAAAGCAGACUCCAUUCACUUCCCUGCAGCCGUGACUGCUGCGAGGUGGGUUGUGAGUGGCACAGGAAUAGCUGCCUUGCUUCCCCCAGGAGGCAGAGCCUUGCCCCAGAACAGGCACAGCCCCACUGAAAUCAGAGGAAGAUGUCAAUCUGCUUACAAUUUUUGCCGUUUGUGUUUCAAGACAGAUGAAGCUAAUAAAUAAAGGAAGAAAUGUAACUCUGUCCAAAGUUUUGACAAGCAAAAGCAAAUGUUUGCACAGAUGUGCUGGCUCCUGCCAAUUACUUGGGACUGCAAUGUUUUUGGAUCAAUUCGUGCCCCUCUCAGCCCCAGCACUGUCUCUUCACUGCUCAGGCGCAGCAGCACCCUGGGAAGCUCCAAGCCCUGGCAGAGGGCAGGGACUGCAGCACAGAGGGAGAAGGGGAGCGCUCAGCCAGGACGCCCAGGAGGGGGGAUGUUGGGCACAUGGGUUAUUUGCACAGGAGGGGUGUCUGCUUCAGCCCAGUUGUUUCAGAGCCUAAUUUUUUCCUUCCUCAAGGAUGGGGUUUUGACCUUAAUUUUCUGUUUGUGAUGGGGUUUGUGCCACAGGGAGAGGCACAGCUAUCCCUGCUAUGGUGGUGGCACACGAUGUAGAGGUGCUGGUUUUCCAAGGUGCAGCAGAGAAGGCAGGUGGGACUUGCUCUCUGCAGUAACAGCUUUUCUCUGCACAGUCUCUCUCCCCAGGGGCUUCUUCCCUGUGAUUUAUCCUCUUGUUGCAUCUGGAUGGACUCAUUGCACUCAUUUCGUGUUGCUACAUGAAGACAGUACCACCAGCAAAACCUUUUUUCUUUAUGGGAAGAUCUUUCCUCCAGGCUGAGGCCACUUCUCCAACCUUAGUCCAUGUGUUUGUCAAAGCCACAACAACCCCAAGCCCAUGUUUUCCUUCACAGGGUGAAGGGAUGUGCUGGUUUGUGUGGGGCAAGUCAAGGGCCUUGGGUAAGGGCUGCUUGGGGUGCCCACCCAUGCUGGGGGAGGAGGGUGCUCCAUGUCCCUCCCCAGCAGGGACACCCUGAACGUGCAAUAUGAGCUAGAGUUGUGUUCCCUGCCCACAGCUCUCCUGUGUGCUCUGUCCUUUCUGCCAUCACCUGGGCUGAGCCAGCCCAGCAGAGCUGCAGGGUGUCCCCAUGGGCAGCCUGGAUCAGCUCCUGCUCCCGUGGGACAAUGAUGUGUUUUCCAGACGUAUUUCUUUUCUCUGCCUAUGAUACUUGUUAGAUUAAAAUCUCUUUUUCCCCUACCAUGUUUAAUGUCUUACUGUGCAUUUUAGAACAAAGCACUUGUUAAGGUCAUAAAAACAGCGUUUAAUUAUGGGACACACCUAACAGUUGGGGUUUUUUGAACUGCAUGAACAUAUGGAGAAAGAAGAGGGUUUUAUGUGUUGGAGAACAUCUUUGUAAACUAUCCUUGACUUGUAAGACUGCUCAGUUUUACUGGAGUUUGUAUGCGUUUUACUUUUGUAAUUUUUUAAGUGAUUUGAUAGUAUUUUAGGGCGAGGUCUACAUUUUCUAUGCGAUAUUCCGACGUGGUGUAUUUUUAUUUUUGAGAAAAUAAUGUUGAAACAACUAAAUACUUGUCAAUGUAACAUAUCCACUGUGUAAUUUCUAUUUAAAACUGGACUCUGACCAUGAAGUGCGUGUUAUUUUACGUACUGGUUGUUGCACAUUAAAGAGGUUACUCAGUUUGCUGCCA
Molecule: messenger RNA, 8931 nt
Organism: Hirundo rustica (Barn swallow)
Lineage: Eukaryota; Metazoa; Chordata; Aves; Passeriformes; Hirundinidae
Gene: SLC49A4
Product: solute carrier family 49 member 4
Exons: 9
Coding region: 16-1440 (474 amino acids)
Cellular component (GO): intracellular membrane-bounded organelle; membrane
Source: RefSeq, a predicted model, not a curated record